Molecule: messenger RNA, 2270 nt
Organism: Medicago truncatula (barrel medic)
Lineage: Eukaryota; Viridiplantae; Streptophyta; Magnoliopsida; Fabales; Fabaceae
Product: cysteine-rich receptor-like protein kinase 10
Exons: 8
Coding region: 69-2069 (666 amino acids)
Biological process (GO): protein phosphorylation
Cellular component (GO): plasma membrane
Molecular function (GO): protein serine/threonine kinase activity; ATP binding
Source: RefSeq, a predicted model, not a curated record
UUAUAAAGGUUCAACAAACAUCACCCAGUUUAGUUUUCAAAUUCCAAGAGCAUAAUAUCAUACAUAAUAUGAGAUUUAAAAUUUGCUGUAGUUUUCUCCUUCUCAUCAUAACCACAUUCCUAUGUUAUGAAACCAUUGCCCAACCAGAUUUUACUCCACGAUGUGCUGAUGAUAAUGGCAACUACACAAAAAACAGCACAUAUCAACAAAACCUCAACACACUUUUAUCAACUCUAACUUCCAACACAGAAAUCACCUACGGUUUCUACAACUUCUCAUUCGGCGAAGACAACAACAAAGUAUACGCCAUAGGAUUAUGCAGAGGAGAUGUUAAUCCAAAUGAUUGCCGCAGUUGUCUUAACAAUUCAAGAGUUCUUCUAACACAAAAAUGUCCUAACCAAAAAGAAGCAAUUGGUUGGAUUGACAAAUGCAUGCUGCGUUACGCAAGUACGUCUAUUUUUGGACAGAUGGAAACGGAACCUGGAUUAUCUCUGUGGAAUCCGUUUAAUGCAACGGAUGUGGAUAAUUACAACAAAGUGUUGAACAAACUGUUGAAUGAUUUGAAAAAUCAAGCUGCAACUGGUGAUUCUUUGAAAAAAUAUGCUACAGCAAAUGUAACAGGUCCAAAUUUUCAAGAUAUAUAUAGUCUUAUGCAGUGUACACCUGAUGUAAGUUACUUGGAUUGCAAUCAAUGUUUGGUUCAAGCUAUAGCUAGUCUUCCAUCUUGUUGUGAAAAUAAGAUAGGUGGGAGAGUUAUUGGACCAAGUUGUAUUCUUAGAUAUGAAAGAUAUCUGUUCUAUGAACUUCCUGUGCACCCGCUGCCGCCACCACCUACUUCACCAUCUACCAAUCACAAAGGAAAGAAUCAUACAUCAAGAACUUCCAUCAUAAUAGCAAUCCCAAUUGUUAUUGUUGUUUUGGUUCUCUGUUUCAUCUGCAUCUAUCUACGACUACAAGUGAAGAAACCAAGGGAAAGUAUUAAAAUUCCUUCAGCAGAUGAUGAAGAAAUUACAACCUUUGAGUCAUUACAAUUACCCUUUGACACUUUAAAAGUUGCUACAAAUGACUUCUCAGAUUCUAAUAAACUUGGGGAAGGCGGAUUUGGAGCUGUAUAUCAGGGUAGGCUCUCUAAUGGACAAGCGAUCGCUGUUAAAAGGUUGUCCAUUAAUUCUGGCCAAGGAGAUAGAGAGUUUAAGAAUGAAGUGCUUUUAAUGGCCAAACUUCAACACCGGAAUUUAGUUAGACUACUUGGUUUUACUAUUGAAGGGAGAGAAAGACUACUUGUCUAUGAAUUUAUUCCCAAUAAAAGUCUUGACUACUUCAUAUUUGAUUCACUGAAGAAAGCACAAUUAAUUUGGGAAAAGCGCUACAAAAUCAUUCAAGGUAUUGCUCGAGGCGUUCUUUACCUUCAUGAGGAUUCUCGACUGCGUAUUAUACACCGCGAUCUCAAAGCAAGCAACAUUCUCCUAGACGAAGACAUGAAUGCUAAGAUUUCAGAUUUUGGCAUGGCAAGACUAAUUCUAUUGGAUCAAACCCAAGCAAAUACAAGUAGAGUUGUUGGAACCUACGGAUAUAUGGCACCUGAGUAUGUAAUGCAUGGAGAAUUUUCAGUGAAAUCAGAUGUCUUUAGUUUUGGUGUUCUGGUUCUUGAGAUUAUAAGUGGCCAAAAGAAUAGUUGCAUUCGUCACGGGGAAAAUACGGAGGAUCUAUUGAGCUUUGCAUGGAGAAGUUGGAGGGAAGGAACAGCUGCAAAUAUUAUUGAUUCAUCACUAUACAACAGUUCAAGAAAUGAAAUCAUGAGAUGCAUUCAUAUUGGUUUACUUUGCGUCCAAGACAACGUAACUAGAAGACCAACCAUGGCUAACAUUGUACUCAUGCUAAGUAGCUAUUCUCUCGCCCUCUCUAUACCUUCAGAACCUGCAUUUUUUAUGGAUAGUAGAACUAGAAGCCUUCAAGAGAUGAGGCUGUGGGAAGAGAAGUCAGGGACAACAAGAUCAAGUCAAUCCACAAGUAAAUCAGCUCCAGAAUCAGUAAAUGAGGCUUCAUUUACUGAUCCAUAUCCUCGUUAGAUUCUGAGUUUAUAUUAAUUAGUACCAUCAAUGUAUUGAACAAAAUACAAUGUCUUCAAACUCGUAAUUUUUCCUGCAAAGUCUUGCUUAAACAGACUACAUAUCCUGUGUGUAAUAUAACUAGUAUGGAUAACCUGUGUACUUGCAGAGAUGAUCGUCGAAAGAAUAUAUCAUACAUAUGUCAGUUACAAUUAUAAUCUG